GAGCCUCAACUGCGAGGCCCGGCGCGCGUCAGGCUCCGUGCGCGCGGUAGCUGGUUCCCGUCUGAGGGAUCGGGGGGAGGGGGCGCUGUCCGCACCGUCCCGCAGCUGCUGUCCCCUCCCUGGGUGGUGCAUACGGGCAGCGCUGGGCUGGCGCCCAUCACUGGAGAGUGAAUAGCCCCUUCCAAUCCCUGUUCCUGCGCCCCGUAGACUCUUCUCCUGAGCUCUGGGUUCUCCCUCCCUUCCCUGGCCCUACAGGGAGGGGUGUGUAAAUCUCCACAACUACCGUACUCUAGUGACUCUUCUAUUGUUGCUUGUCCCUUUAUUUCGUUAGGCUGAGGCCAGGCUCACCGGACUUCCAUUGCCAGGACAGCGCUACUUUGGAGAGAUGGCUGCUGAGGAAUCCCAACCCCUGUUGAGCUCCAGGAAGCCAACAAAGUCCAGAACAGAAAGCUAUAUCUGGCCACCUUUGCUGCUGUUUUGGGACCCCUCAGCUUUGGAUUUGUCCUAGGUUACAGUUCACCAGCUAUUCCAGAUCUGAAGAAAAUUAGUGACCCUAAAUUAAGAUUAGACACCAACGAAGCAUCAUGGUUUGGGUCUGUAGUAACAUUAGGAGCUGCUGCUGGAGGAAUACUGGGAGGCUGUAUGGUGGAUAAAGUUGGGAGGAAGUUGAGUUUGAUGCUGUGCUCAAUACCAUAUGUCUCUGGGUUUACAAUUAUCAUAUCCGCCCAGAAUGUCUGGAUGCUUUACAUUGGACGAAUAUUGACUGGGUUAGCCAGUGGCAUAACUUCACUUGUUGUUCCAGUGUAUAUUUCUGAAAUAUCCCACUCAAAAAUUCGAGGAACACUUGGCUCAUGUGUUCAGCUGAUGGUGGUGACUGGUAUACUGGGAGCUUACGUUGCAGGAAUGGCACUCAGAUGGCGCUGGCUGGCUGUGCUAUGUUCUUUCCCACCCUGCAUAAUGCUCGUGUUCAUGUCCUUCAUGCCUGAAACACCUAGGUUCCUGCUGAACCAGAAAAAACGCACUGAAGCUAUGGCUGCUUUACAGUUUCUACGGGGAUCAGAGGUGGACCAUGAAUGGGAAUGCAGGCAGAUUGAAACCAGUGCAGAGGAGCAGCACAGACUAAGUGUUGCGGAAUUUAAGAAUCCAUCUAUCUACAAGCCAUUUCUUAUUGGUGUGGCACUGAUGUUCUUCCAGCAAGUAACAGGGAUUAAUGCAAUUAUGUUUUAUGCAGAAACUAUCUUUGAAGAAGCUAAUUUUAAGGACAGCAGAAUGGCCUCUGUUGUUGUGGGUUCCAUACAAGUGUUUUUCACAGCUGUGGCUGCACUUAUUAUAGAUAAAACUGGGCGAAAAGUACUGCUUUCUAUUUCAGGGGUCAUUAUGGCUAUCAGCACUGCAGCAUUUGGGCUGUACUGUAAAGUGAUCCUUCCAAACCCUCAGAAUUCAUCACAACCUGACUUAUUGACUACACUAAAUUCAGCAUCUGUAGGAGCAGAAAACAACCUAGCAUGGUUGGCUGUAGUGAGCUUGGGGCUGUUCAUCACUGGUUUUGCCCUUGGUUGGGGUCCCAUUCCUUGGCUGGUGAUGUCUGAAAUAUUCCCACUUAAAGCUAGAGGGAUUUCCAGCGGUGCCUGUGUCUUAACAAACUGGUUUAUGGCUUUUUUAAUAACCAAGGAAUUUCAUGAUCUUACAGGCUUCCUGACUUCCUAUGGCACUUUCUGGCUUUUCUCUGUCUUCUGUGUUCUAAAUGUAAUUUUUACUGUCCUGUAUGUGCCUGAAACAAAAGGAAGGACAUUGGAACAAAUAGAGGCUCACUUCCGAAGAUCACCUGUGACCUGAGGUUCUUUCCCUGUAGGAAAGUUUUCCUGUUAGGUUACUGUUAGUGUUAUUGCCUAAACUUUCCAAGAAACAUCCUCUGGGUUAGUAGGCUGCACCUGAAUUCAUGAUGUGGUUAAACAUGGUUUAAAUCAACUUCUAAUCAAUUUUGUUAACUUUGGCAAAAAUCUGAAUUGCACUGUGGAGAACCAAAACAUUGUUCUCAUAUGCAUGUAUGUAUUCAGCUUCUUUCAGGUAUACAAAGCAGCAGGUGGUGCUAAUUCACUGUGAUAAAUGAGUUAUUCUCUUCUUUUCCCAGGCCUUGGAGCUUCAUUUGGGCUGUCACUGUUUUCUCUUUCCAAUGUUCCCUUUACCUACUGUAGAUCAGUUAUGAAGGCUGAAUAACUGCUUUUAAUAGAUUAGCUGGUAUGCUGUUCAUUCCGUCUCUUAUUGCAUGAGCCAGUCCUUUGUGCUAGGGAUUGGAAGGAAUCCCCUCUUCCCUGGCCCAGUGUUUAGCAUAGUGUAUGUAGUAUAAAUGAAACCUACUAUUGCCUGAACUGCAUUAACUUCAUACCCUAUUUUGAUUCUUCCACUGUCUUCACCUGUGCUUGUAUGGGUAGUGGCCUGACUAUUGAACAAAGUCCAGGCCAUUGGUGAGUACAAGUCCUGCAACUAAUGCACUGCCAUCAGCCCUCUUCAGAUGUUUGUAUGCUUGCUAAAUUGCUGAACACCCUCCAAGAGCCCUAAUGGCAGGAGGGGGUUUGAGCACCUCAGGGAAAUAUCAUAUUUAGUUGUAAUCUUGUGGGAAAAGCAGGCUAAAAUAGAGCACUUUUCCUUCUGAAAGCAUUGAAGGCACAGAAUGUUCAUAUACUUAAGUUGCAAACAAAUGUUGCAUAUGCAGGCCCCUACUAUACAUGGGCAGAGAGAAAUUUAAGACCUCGGGGGGGAGGGAGGGGGAAGACUAUGGCUAAAUAGUGAGUAAGGGGACAGGCCCUAUUGCUGAUCCAGGCAGAUAAGCUGGCCACAUCUCUGUUUAACUAUUUCCCAGAAAUAAAAGUACACGUUUCCAUUUGCUAUGGCAAUACAAAUAAUACUAUAACCGUCUCAGCAGCAUGUCAAGGCUGUAUGUAGCUAACAAAAGCCAAAACUAGUGUUGCUAUCUACAAAUUUCACCUUUAUAAGCCUGAUAGCAACUCUUCACUCAGAAGUUACUAUUUCUAUUACAUUAGUUAUUAGGGCACCAUUGGCACUGUACAAACUGCGGUAGACAUAGUCCCUUUCCCAUAGUUCAGGAUUCCACCUCAAGGAAGCAUUCAGGUUGUUAUAUAGUGUUAAACACACAUUGCAGCAUUACUCUAGAGUCAGUCUGACUAAUAUAUAAAAUGUAUGCAUCAAUUUUCUAUUUCAAGCACUUUUCCUAAUUUUAAAAACACAUAUUAACCCAGCACACUAAAUCCAUCUUAAACAGGUCUUAAAAACACAGCCUUUGGAGACCUUCCAACCCAACCUGCAUCUAAGAGCUCAAAUGUGUCUCAAUGGGCAAUGUUCCUUUACCCGCACCUGGAAAAGCAUGGGCGAACAGGCACGUAUUUUCCGUGAGUAACUUAAUUAAAAGGUAAAGGGCCCAGGUCUCCUUUCAUUAACACCAGUGUAAUUACUGACUUCAAGGGCAUUAGACUGGUACAAAUCAGGAGUAACUGAGAGGAGGGUCAGGCUGAAGGCCUGCUAAAUCAUUCCUGAACAUAAGAAAAUGCUGGCUGAGUGAGACUGGAGUGAGAGCUGUACACAGGUAGCAGGAUGCUAUGAAUGUUCAGUGUGUGACUAAAAUAAAAAUCAGUGAGUUAGAGACUUGAUAGGGAAGUAAGACUGGAUUGGAAAUUCUUUAGCAGUACAGCCAAUUGCUGGGUGGGCCAGAAAAUUGGUUUCUGCUAGCAAUAAAAGGAGAAAACAUCCAUAUCACAAAGGGAUCAGAUCCGUCAGCAAACCCUACAACUGCAGCUCUCUGCAAAGAUCUGUACAUUAGCAGAGUCAGUAAAAUGUGCAAAACCAAGCAAAAUUACCAAAUAUAGUAUUUGUGGCCACAAACUAGAAAUGAAAACAGAAGCAUGAUACAAACAAAAAGGAGCAACUCUGUAAACAAUGUGACAGGAGAAAUGGAAACAGAACUUGACUAAUGCAAAAUAUGAAUGAGUUUACGCAGACUAUCUGAAAUAAGACUUAGACACACACACAAAGGGGGGGGUGUCCCUGAGUCUGGGAAUGAGGGGUGCCAAGGCAGAGACAUCUCCUUGUGCAGAACCCUUCCAGUGAAUAGGUGGGGGAGAAUAAAGAUUAUUACUUUAGAAGCCCUUCAAGGCAGGAAGGGCUUCUGUUCAAACCCUGCUGAUACAUGUCUUCUCGUAUGAAGUAACUAAUAACAUCUCUUAAGAGAAAAAAUCCCAGAAACAUUUAAAUAAGGAAAACAGUGACCCAAAGUUGCCCCUUAUGAGAAUAGCACCACUCCUUCCAGACUACAGAAGAAUGAACAACAUGAGUCAGAACUUGGAGAAACUACCACCUUUGGAAAGGAAAGAAAAGCACUGUUCAGUGCUUCAUUGGUCUAAUGAUUCAUUAGUAAAUACCAAAGAAACAACAGGCUCAUGUCAAAUUUUAUAAAUAUUUAUUACAUCUCAAUGAACAAAAAAGUACCUGCUGCUCCUUCACAACAAUGGCCUAUUGCACUUAAAACAGCUUUAGUUAUUAUAGUAAUGGUUCCCUUUCUUUACAGGCUACAUUCAAAACAUGGUACAUAUACAUUACUUGCAAUUAAAAACAGUGGCAAUACAAUAGAUUUUAAGACACUUGGUGGUAGUUAAUUUUUAGAUCACAAAGGUUCAGCAACAGUCUAACAGUACAUAAUCAUUGAGGUACAUAACCCACUGCUAACAUUCAAACACUUCAAUAAAACAAAAAUCAGGGUUGACACAAACUGCUUUGUACAAACCUUAGAAUCCUAACUUCUUCCAUUCAACUAGAUAAAUACUUAAAUAAGAGGCAGUAAAUACAUGUGCAAAAAUAUUCCUGUUUUCUUUUUUCCUCAAGGCUCGUAGUAUUGUCAUGAAUUCACAUUUACACAGAUAAACAAAGGCUGCCGUUGGUAAUUUGAAUGUCACUAGUAGGACUAGGGCAAAGCAGACAUGCAUUAUACUAUACUAAAAAUACAUUUAGUAACCUGGCUGCUAGGAAAGACAUUUGCUGCCGACUCAAACACCAGAAUUUCCUGCAUCUUAGAAAUGAAAUCCAAAUGUCUCAAGGUCGAAUUUAUUCAAUCACAAAACAAAAUCCAUAAGAGCUUAUUCACCAACACCAGAAGGACAUGAGAAAAGAUCUCUUUAGCUAAAGUGGCAAACGCUGGGUGUAUAAACUACCACACCAAAUCACAGCACUAUUCAUUUUCAAUUUUUUGUUCAUUCUCACAGAAAGCUACAAAUAUGAUGUAAGAACACAAUGAACGGGGAAAGGAAUAUCCUUUAAAUAUCAUUAUAAAUGUAUGUGCCAACACACCAUUUUUAAUUUCCUGUCUUAUAAGGAGGAGUCUAAACUUAGCUGUUGAUGGACAGUGUUAAUAAACUUGAGUGUGUUUUCCAAAA
Messenger RNA from Trachemys scripta elegans, 5441 nucleotides. RefSeq names its product solute carrier family 2 member 8 (gene SLC2A8). The coding region runs from base 643 to 1836 and encodes 397 amino acids. Gene Ontology annotation, biological process: transmembrane transport. Gene Ontology annotation, molecular function: transmembrane transporter activity. The record is from RefSeq and is a predicted model, not a curated record. The transcript has 10 exons. Gene Ontology annotation, cellular component: membrane. NCBI's taxonomy places the organism in Eukaryota, Metazoa, Chordata, Testudines, Emydidae.